CAAAUAUUUGAGAGGCUUUCCAAAUUCUCACAUCCUUCUCCUACAAUGGCCUCCGUCAACUUCAACCCCUUCGAAAGCUGGUUCAAAAAACCCCCAAACCCCCUGCCACUCAUCAACCUCCUCCCCCUCACUGACUCUUUCUUCCACCGCACCACCGCGGCCCAAUCCCCUCCCAAUUUCUCCUCCCUUAGCCUCUCAAACCUCUUCAACGGCCCCCCGAAACCCGACCCCAAAAACCCAUCUGACCCCGAGCCGGAAAAACCCGGACACUACACCCAGAUGCUGGAGCGGUUCUUCUGGGAGUGCGAGAACGACCCGGAUUACAGACACGCCCCGGAAGUCGAGAAGAUUCUGAACGAAGACCCGAUUUUCGAAAAGAAGGAGAACCCAACGGAGGAGGAGCUCCGGGAGAACGAGAGGUUCUGGAAGGAGUUCCGGGAGAGCCCGGUGGUGAAGUUUCUGGCUCAGGCAGAGAAGAUUGCGGAUAUGGUCAAUGAAGUGGAGCUGAAGGAGAAUGAUAGGCCGUACAGGGACGAGGAUAAGAAGCUGUGGCAGGCGGUGCCGCAUGUUAUUGGGCCGGAAGGGAGGCCAAUGCCGAGGAAGGCGAUAAAGACGAGGCAGGAGUCUGAUGAUAAGUUCUGGGAUUUUGCAAGGCAGUUCUUUUUUGGGCUUUGGGGGUUCCGCCAGCGCCCCUACCCACCCGGCCGGCCUAUCGAUGUUGCUCAGGCAAUCGGGUAUAAGCGGCUCGAAAAGCGGUAUUAUGAUUUUAUCAUGAGGAGCGGUGGAUUUUACUAUAAGGACCGGUUAGGUCGAACAAGAGGUCCGUUGGAGCUAAUAACCCUUAAAACGGCUUGGGGUGCUGGGAUUAUUGAUAAAGACACGUUCAUUUGGGGUGAGGACAUGGAUGAAUGGGCUCCGAUUCACAUGGUGUACGGGUUGGAACCCGCUAUUGCCACUUGGGAAGUUAGACUUGCGGCUGGUGCAACUGCUUUGAUUCACAAACUACAAAAGGGAAUUCCUCCUUGGGUUCCACUCAAGGGACGUGAGAAGAAAACCUAUAAGCAGCUACAAGAGGAGGCUGUAGAAAGCAAGAGACGCGACUUAGCAGUACUUGAAGCUAACGAUGGUGUUUGGCCAGGUGUUCGAACACCUAGUCAUGCUUUAUUUCUUUGGGCUAGUGGCUCUGAACUGACAACAAUUCUAGAAGAGGAUCACAUGCCAAACAAAUACAUUUCAAAAGCUCUUAGGGUUGAAUUGUCUAAAAUUAUACCUGGGUUAAGGCCAUGGGAGGUUCUAAGUGUGGAACAAGCAAUGGAUCAGAUAACAUAUGAGGGAGAGUGGUUCCGUGAACCUCUUGGCUCGUACACGACAGGUCCUCCAUACAUUCGAGCUUGGAAUAAUGAUGUCAAGAGACUAUAUAAUAUUUUCGACAACCUAAGCAGCCGAGUCUACCAGAAACUGGAGCGAACAAUUCCUGGUUUUGAUAAGAUAAUGGAGAAAGUCCAAGCUGAUGCCGCUGCAAGGGAUGCCAAACGGAAGACAAGAAGAGAGGCAGAGAUGAAAGCCGAGCAGGAAAAAGCCUUGGGAAUUCAAAGUGAUGAUUAACUCACAAAAGUCAUUCUUCUGUGGACUGAACGAUUGCGGUGUUCAACAUAUAUUCUUCCGUGCUAUCCGUUUGUACUUCGCGUCGACUGGGAUGAUGACGGCUAUUUGAGAAUAUCCUUGUGAAAGCAUGGGAGGCUGGUAAGGUUAGAUUUGAAAAUGCUGUGUUAGUUUCAUGCUGCCAAAAUCCUCUAGUUUCCAUUUGGUAUUAAACUGUAUCAGAUCUUUUGUAUUAAACCAUUUAACAUGUUAAAUAGCGGAUCCUUCCGUUAACUCAGCGAUCACGAAAACGGAAGCGAAGAGUCUGUUUAUCUAUUUGAUAUGGUAUAGUUACAUAUCAAAGUUGAGAGAUUGUAAUUGCAACCCAAAUCAGAAUUAAAGAGAGAUUAGCACACAGUUAGCUGUGUUCUAAACUUCUAACGCCGAGUUUGCCUCGUUAAGUGUACCGAGGUUAUGACUCACGGGCUGACUCGGAAAGGAUAAUACCAGCCUCCGUUUCGUAAUUCCCCUCUUUUUAUUUCGCACGAGCAGAGGAACAGAGACUCGUGCGAGAUAACAGGAGGGGAUGUCGAGUCGGGGAGGCAACUAGGUGAUGUGGGCUUUGAUUCUUGCAAGUAGUAUUCUGUUUCUAUGAUGAAUUUUCUUGGAUUGUUGAGAGCAUAUCAGCGGUUGAAUUCUUCAAUGUAUUUAUUAUUAUACCAUGUGAUGAUACACUUCAGAAUUUUUGGACAAAACACACCUCAAAUAUAUUCAUUUUUGGAUAAAGCUCAUCCCAUAUAAAUAUAUAAGAGAAAUGUUAAGGAGAUUUCUUAAAACUAAAAUUCUUUAUGAACUCUCUGUAACUUUAUAAUUUAAUGUCGCUGUCACUUUAUAGUUUAAUAUUAAUUGAUGUGCUAAACUUAUAACAUAUUGUGUUAAAAGACAGAGAAUCCAUCGAUAACCUUAGCAUUUCUAAACAAUAAAUAUCCCAUUUUUGGAUAAAACUCACCUUGGAUAAACUGAAAAAGGAAUUAAAUCCAUUUUUGUUGUUGAAAAAUUAUACCCAUUUAAUAACAUAUGAGUGCUAUUCAGUAUUAUGAUCUCGUAAUAUUUCUUUUCAUUUGGAAGUGAGAAAUCUUAGGUUCGAAUCUUAUGGAUGACGAAUUUAAUAUCGAAUUAGGCUGCUCAUUUUGUGAUUUAGUUAAAUUUUUCUUACGUUUAAUGUAAAAACGUCGAUGUACUUAUAAAAAAAAAAAAAAAAAAAAAAAAACAAAACAACAACAUAGGGGUUAACGCUUGGCAGUCCAUGGUCUCAUCGUGGUGCUCAAAUCCGACAAGGAGUAGUUACCCCCACCGACUCCAUUUUGAGAUGCGUGCUACCAUCCCGAAACUUCGACACGAGGUAACCUCUCAUUGGAUCUUUUGCAUGAGAAGCGGAGUACGUGUAGGAAAACCAUAGCUUUGUCAUUAAAAGACCGCUUUGGAACGAGGACGCUUGUCUCCUCUACAUAAGCUGCAUCUGUGCACCCAACAGAAGAAGAAUACACGAAAAAGUGUCUGCAAACCCUAGACAGAUAUUUUGAGCUUUCCUCUUUGCAACUGAGCUCGAAUCGCUCUUCAAUUCGCCAUUUCUGUAAAUUAGAGAAGUUUUUAGAAUAUUUCUUUGGAAGAAACAAAAACGAGAGAGAAAGAGAUGGAGGAUGUUAUACCAGAGUCUGAAAGCCUGCUGCUUCCGGUGAAUCUCCGCCAUACAAAUGGCGGAGCCAACACAGAAGGUCAUGGAGCUGUUAAUGGAGGUGAAGGGACGGCAAAAGGGUCCAUUCACAGCGAGCAAGGAGAGGACAAAGAAGUUGAUGCAGAGAAGAAAAGCAUGAUCGGAGGUACUGAGGAGGAAGAAGAAAAGGGAGGUGGUGGGAUUAUAACACACCUUAUAUCUAUAGUUUCCCCGAGGAGCGCUCCGAAAGGCGGGGAUGCUGGAAAAAGAAAAGGUGAGUUUAAAGUCGAUGAUGUGGGGAACGGGGAGUUUUCUAAUAAGUCGGAGAAAGAGGGUGGUGGUGAAAAUGGUAAUGGAGGGGUUUUCUCAAAUCUCAUCUCCAACUUUUUUAACCAGAGUAAUGGCGGCGGAGAAGGAGGAGGAGGAGGAGGAGAGGUUGAUGAGGUGAAUAAAGAAGAUGAGAAGGAUAUUGGGAAUAAGAGGAUGAAGACGGCAGAGGAGGCGGAGGAGGGUGGCGGUGGAGGUGGCAUCAUUGACAAUAUUGUCUCUCACUUGCCUACAUCACUUCCAGAAACUGCUUUUGUUCAUAAGCACUUUUGUGAACUGAGAAUAUUGUCGAAUGAAUUUCUAAUGACCAGAUGAUGCAGCUCCGACAACGGAUGAGGCCUCCAUUCUUAUUACCUCGAUUGUCAAAGACUAAGCAGGCAAUGUGUGCCCACUAGUACAAGAAGUGCCUGUAUUUUAUUUUUUCCCUUCCAAAUUGUUGUUUUCUGUUUUUUUCCGAUUUCGGUGUUGUUACUUUUGUGGUAAAAUGUUAAAUGUUAAUGUAUGUUAUGAUUUGGUAAA
Molecule: messenger RNA, 4141 nt
Organism: Pyrus x bretschneideri (Chinese white pear)
Lineage: Eukaryota; Viridiplantae; Streptophyta; Magnoliopsida; Rosales; Rosaceae
Product: protein TIC 56, chloroplastic
Exons: 7
Coding region: 46-1605 (519 amino acids)
Source: RefSeq, a predicted model, not a curated record